Molecule: messenger RNA, 2954 nt
Organism: Linum trigynum
Lineage: Eukaryota; Viridiplantae; Streptophyta; Magnoliopsida; Malpighiales; Linaceae
Source: the annotation of a GenBank genome assembly
UUAUCUUUACUCUGCGGUUAAGUGUGGUUCUGAAUGAAGGAGGGACGAGAUUCACAAAAUUAAGGUUGAGACUUGGGUGUCGUUGUGGGAGUUGGAGAGUGGUCGAAUAGGCUGUUAACACGUAUUGACAAGGCGAUUGGGUCCACCGUUUGGUCCGGUAAACCGCGGUCUAGACCAGACCAGACCAAGAGAUCAAAACAUAAAAUAAUACAGACCAUGGACCAAACCAGACCAUACUUAACGGUCUACGGUCCGGACCAAACUAUGCGGUACGGUUUGGACCACGGUUUUUCUAAUGGUCUGGUCUAUUUUCCCAACCCUAGUUGUCUUGCUUUCUGCAGAGUCUCAGAGUUUUCUUAUAUAUGCAGACAAGUACUCUAAAGCCUAUCGGUUUCUAGACUUAGAAUAAAAUGUGGUUGUGGAAUCAAGGGAUGUUCAGUUCUGUGAGAACAAAUUCGGACGCGAUUCUGCAAAUGUAGAACCAUGUCGAGUUACAUAUUCAAAUUUCCGUGUGAUUUUAUGUACUUUUGACAUUGGUUCUAUAGUAGUAAAAGGUUGUUAGAUGAUCUUGUUGCUAUUGGGCCAAGAAGAAGUCAAAGGGCUAGAAAAGAACCGAGUUUUUUUGUGCAUCUUUUUAUUGAUCCUCAAGUUAUAUUCUUUCUUGUAGAGGGUGAUAGAUUAAAUAAAGAUUACAAGAAAGAUAUCAAUUUUGUUUCAUGUGCAAGAUGGUCCAAAAAUCUUAUAAGAAGCACCGGCCUCUAGAGAUUCUAUCUUUCUGUGCUUGGUGCUUGGGUACACACUUUGUUAAGCUCUAGUUCAAAGCUGAGUCCAUAUAUUGGCCAAAAAAGAAGCAUGUAUUGUUCUCUAGUGAUGUCACCGGACAUUAGCACAUCAAACAAAUGCGGCAGCACAUGGUCGGAGGGGAAACGACAUCAAACUACGUGACAUCUCUCGCUGUUAUAUUAUUAGGUGUACUUCCGUUCGCCGAUAUAACCUAGCUAGGAAGGAGCACGUAAAUGUUAUCGAUCGAUCACCGACUUCCCCCAGGACACUUUGCGUACAGUAACCACUAUAAAUAAGAGCUUCUACUCGUUCGUUCUCACUAAUAAUGCAGCAAAAGUUGUAUCAUAUACAUAUGCAAACCAAACAACGUACGUACGUAUCUCGAUCACCAAAAAAUCAGAUCGAUGAUGAAACGAGCCGUCGCUAUUGCAUCCCUUGCGGCAGUACUAGUUGUAAUUAUUACGUCGUCGUCGCUCCAUCCCGUCGAAUCGGCUUAUCGUAGAUGCCAAUGCGAACCUUUCACGGCUGGGUGUGAGCAGUGUGGCGCAGGACAAUGUUGCAGUAACUGGGGCUACUGCGGGUACGCGGCCGGUUACUGCACGGCUUGUGUAUGUGCUGGUGACGAUGGUAGAGCUAUUGUUUGCGAUCCUUGUCAUUGCCUGCUCACUUGUUCUGCGCCUGAUGAAAACCAACAGCUUCUGCUGCGGCCAUCAGCUGCUGGUAAUUCCGGUGCGAAACAGAACGGCACCUAUGCUAGUCAUGAUGUGCUUGAUACAAUGUUCAUAGUCGACGCCACCUACGACCCAAACCUGGAUAAAAUGGUUUCACCGUCCGACGUCGUCGUUGCAAGCCGGCGGCACAGGGCUUAUGGUGAUCAAUUUGGCUCCGCUGCAGUAUGUGGACCGCCGCCAUCGAAUGUUUCAACGACCCAUAAUAAUAUUGUUGCCGGCCAAUGCCUACUGGUGACUAAUUCCGCAAAUGGGAAACAAGCAAUGGUGAGGAUUAGAAACGGGACAUAUUAUUGCAGCGACAGCAGUUUGGGUUUGGAUGACCAUGUUUUUCGACAGCUCGACGCAAGCAGCAAUGGAAAUUCACGAUGUCGUCGUCGUCUUCGAAUCGGUUACAGUUAUGUAAAAUGUAUCGAUAAUUAGUAUGUGAUCAGAUGGCUUUUAUCAUCGAUCUAAAGAACAUGUGUAUCCUUUACCAUGCUCAUUUCUCUCUUGUGAACUUUUCCAGAACAAUAUAUGUAAAAGCAACCAUAAAUAAGAUGGUCACCAUAUGCGGACUACUUGAUUACUUUUUACAUAUUUUAUUUAAGUUAUACGUAUAAUUUGAAGAAUUUUGCAUAAGUAGUAGUAAAAUAGAUAUUGAUUCACGACGUGUGGAACGCUUAUGAUUCAACCGAUAUCAGAGGUCCGAUGAGAUGGAGAACUUUAAACGAUUAUCAUGAGUAGAACAAUCACGAACUAUCUGUGUAUCAAUAAAAAAAUUUAGUGCAUCAUUAAGAGUGAGAGCGACCCACGCCGCUCGUAGAGGGAAAUUAGUUCGGUCAAAUCGGAACCAUAUCGUUUAAAUCAGUUUAUAGUUGCAACUGAAAAUCGAGUUACCCUUGAUCCAAUCCAGAUUCCAUUUACGAUAGGAGAAAGAAAAGUCAACCCGAUAUGGUUCAGUUAAAAACCAUAUCGUUUAAAUCAUGUAUGUGCUUCUUGUCAAAUAUGACAAGAGCACUAUUUUUUAGGUAAUGUACCAUAAAGUGACGUAUUAACUUUGAUAUUACAUUUUAACAAAUACAAAAAUGGCUAAUCCAAAAUUGUUUCUUCAAUUGCAUAAAUAGAUAAACUCAUGUCGAGUCAAUAUUGUCUCGUUUGGUUUAGUUCAUGUUUACUUUUAUUUAAAAAAAAAAUAUUAUCGAACGGGUUCGUUUAAUUAAUUAGAAUUAUAUAUGUGUGACAACAUACAAAGAAUGGAAAAUUGUUUAAGUGAUCAAAUCCGUACAAAUUUCCAACCUAUUAUUACCGUUGACCUGGUCUUCAAAGAGAAGAAAGGAAGACUCUUCGUUCUUGUGCUAGUCGUUGAGUGUACGGGCCACGAUCCACGAGACGGACGAAGCGACGAAAAGUUGGGCUCGCUCGCUGCAAAGUAUGGGCUUCACAUAAAAAAACAGAUAAAUC